AUGACAUCUAAUUUACAAAAUCAACUUGAAACUUCGAAAGUACAAACUCUUAAUUAUAAACUAUAUACAAAUAUAUAAAUUUUAGAAUCUUGGUGUUGCUCUAUUUCAAUGAAUUAAAUCAAAACAUUACUUAUUGCAGGAUGUUCAUAUAAGACUUUAAUAUUUUAAUUUUGUGAUAAUCCAAAAUUAUUAGUAUCUCUAAUUGAAGAAACUUAUAUUGUAAGUUCUAUUUCAUAGAAAGUUUAAUCAAAUUAAGUUUUGAUUGGAAAUUCUAAUGGAACAAUUAAGAUUUUUCAAAAAAAUGGAAUCAAUAAUUGUAGAUAUUUAAUAAAAUCAAAAGAGCAUAAAGGAUUUAUUACUCAAUUAAUUAUAAAUAAAGAUGAAUAACUUUUAAUAUCCAGUAGUAUUGAUGGUAAGAUUAAAUUUUGGAAUUCAACAUAAUUAAUAAAUUGUAUAUAAACUAUUGAUUGUAAUUUAGAUGGAGUUCUCGGAAUAAGUUUAAAUUAAUCUGAAAAUUAAUUAAUAUCAUGUGGAAAAUAACAUAAAAUUGUUGUAAUGUAAAAAUCAAAUAUUAAUCAAUUAUGGUUCAUAUCUCAAGAAAUUCAAGUUUAAUCUUAUGGAUAUAGAUUAAGUUUUAUUUAGGAUAAUGCAUUUACUUAUUAACCAUUUUUUAUUGAGAAAUUAGAAAUAUAUUAAAGUAAUCAAGAAAAUUUAUUAUACAAUAAAAUAAAUGAAGUCAAUGUGAAAAAGUGUUAUAUGGAUUGCUUAUUUCCUUAGAUAUUUAUUAAGAAUAAAUCAUUAUUAAUCAAUAAAAUGGGAAACCUGAUUUAUAUUUUUUAAAUUAAAGACUUAACUGAUAUUGUGUAAGUUUAAAUUAUAGAUUUUAAUACUUAUAAUAUUUAUGGAGCAGUAAGUGAUGAUGGGGACUUUUUAUUUACAUGGGAUGAUAAUACUGAUUUAAUCACUAUUAGAAAAUUAGAAGAAGUUUGA
Messenger RNA from Paramecium pentaurelia, 990 nucleotides. The record is from the annotation of a GenBank genome assembly. NCBI's taxonomy places the organism in Eukaryota, Ciliophora, Oligohymenophorea, Peniculida, Parameciidae.